Molecule: messenger RNA, 858 nt
Organism: Trichophyton verrucosum HKI 0517
Lineage: Eukaryota; Fungi; Ascomycota; Eurotiomycetes; Onygenales; Arthrodermataceae
Product: ergot alkaloid biosynthetic protein A
Exons: 2
Coding region: 1-858 (285 amino acids)
Source: RefSeq, a predicted model, not a curated record
AUGGCCAUCCUUCUCACCGGCGGAACAGGCAAGACUUCUAUUCGCCUGGCUCGCUUCCUCCAAAAUGCAAAUAUACCAUUCCUCCUUGCCUCCCGUCGUGGCUCGUCCGCAGCCCCAGUAGGCAUGCCAGCCGUUAAAUUCGACUGGCUCGACAAGGAAACAUGGAAAGCACCCUUCGGCGGUAAACCCAUCUCCGCUAUCUAUCUUAUGGAGCCGCUGGUUGCAGAGCCCUGGAAGCCUAUGAUCGAGUUUAUCGAAUAUACGCGCAACGUGCAUGGCGUUACUCGCUUUGUCCUAUUAGCAGGUACCUCUACCGACUUAUCACGGCCCGGUAUGGGGGUAGUCUGGAAGCAUUUUCUCGAGACUGGUGUCGACCAUUGUGUGCUUCGGCCUAGUUGGUUCAUGGAGAACCUAACUGAUGAGGCUCCCGGCCCUCUUAUCCGCGAGUAUAGCAAGAUCUACACAGCCUGUGGUGAUGGGAAGAUCCCCUUCGUGAGUGCUAUUGAUAUUGCGGCCGUCGCGUUCCGAGCUCUCACAGAUCCUAAAUCGCAUAACUGCGACUACCGUAUAUUAGGACCAGAGCUCCUUACCUACGAUGAGGUGGCUGAGAAGCUGUCAGCUCAUCUAGGCCGACGUAUCGAGCAUGUCAAGCUAUCGGGAGAUGAGCGUUAUAAGGGUUUGACAGACGCAGGUGUCUCGGACUACUUUGCUCGGUUUUUAACAAACUUGGAGGUAGCAGCAGCUGAUGGGUUUGAAACUCACAUGAAUAACACAGUGGAGGAGGUAAGGGCCGGGCACCCAGGAGCCUGGACCACUUUGCUUAUGAAAAUAUACAUUCGUGGCAGUAGAUAUAACUAA